Messenger RNA from Lemur catta (Ring-tailed lemur), 2263 nucleotides. It is a transcript of the gene DENR, whose product is annotated as density regulated re-initiation and release factor. The transcript has 8 exons. Gene Ontology annotation, biological process: translation reinitiation; formation of translation preinitiation complex. The coding region runs from base 183 to 779 and encodes 198 amino acids. Gene Ontology annotation, molecular function: translation initiation factor activity; mRNA binding. Lineage: Eukaryota; Metazoa; Chordata; Mammalia; Primates; Lemuridae. The record is from RefSeq and is a predicted model, not a curated record.
UGGCAGAGGCGCUCUCGGGCGGCCCUGGCCGGGGAAGAGGAGUUGCAUGUGUCGCUUCAGCUGGGGAUAGCGGCGGGAGCGGAGGCGGCGGGACUUGUGCGACCGCCUGGGUAACGACCCCUCGUGCUUCUCUCGUUUGCGACAAGCUCGUAGAGAGCGUGCUGGAAGCUGAGGUUUGUGAAAUGGCUGCUGACAUUUCUGAAUCCAGUGGGGCUGAUUCCAAAGGCGACCCAAGGAACAGUGCCAAGUUAGAUGCCGAUUACCCACUUCGAGUCCUUUAUUGUGGAGUGUGUUCAUUACCAACAGAGUACUGUGAAUAUAUGCCUGAUGUUGCUAAAUGUAGACAAUGGUUAGAGAAGAAUUUUCCAAAAGAGUUUGCAAAACUUACUGUAGAAAAUUCACCCAAACAAGAAACUGGAAUUAGUGAGGGUCAAGGAACAGCAGGGGAAGAGGAGGAAAAGAAAAAACAAAAGAGAGGUGGAAGGGGUCAAAUAAAACAAAAAAAGAAGACUGUCCCACAGAAGGUUACCAUAGCCAAAAUCCCCAGAGCAAAGAAGAAAUACGUGACGAGAGUAUGUGGCCUUGCAACUUUCGAAAUUGAUCUUAAAGAAGCACAAAGAUUUUUUGCUCAGAAAUUCUCCUGUGGUGCCUCAGUAACAGGGGAGGAUGAAAUUAUCAUUCAGGGAGACUUUACAGAUGACAUAAUUGAUGUCAUUCAGGAAAAGUGGCCAGAGGUAGAUGAUGACAGCAUUGAAGAUCUUGGAGAAGUAAAGAAGUGACUUUGAAAAUUUGUUUGUAUUUAAUGACCUGAACUGAAAGUUGAUACGGCCAAAGGGGGAGAGGCCUUUUAAAUAUAUAUAUAUAUUUAUCCUACAGUAAAACUGUAGAGCACCCUCAUCCUUGGCGUUUUCACUGUUCUGUACAAGGCUGCUUGUUUUUUUAUUGCCAAAGUCUAAUAAACAGGGGAGACUGUCAUGCUUAUGCAUGAGAUAGAAUUUAGUCAAAUAAAAAAUUUUGGUCAUUUGGUACUGACUUUUAUCCUUCUCUCUUUUUAACUUUUUAUUUUUGGAAAAACCCUGUAGAGUUUUUGUGGGAAGCAUUUCUGUUGAUUAUUUUACUGAUUAAAGCUGAGUGAUUUUUUUAAAAUUUGGCUUCCUCACCAGUAAUGUCUCCUUGCUUCUUUGGUGUGAUAGUUUUGAGCUGGGUGAGAAUCUAACAGAUUUAUGGUUGAAGUUGCUUCCUUGUUACCAAGUCCACUUUGUGGGCAUAACAACAUACUCUUGCUAGGAGUUGUUCAGGCUGUUCUGGAGAGUCUUUGGUAAAGUAUAUUAAAAGCCUUAAAACCAUGUGCACUGUAUGACCCAGUAAGCCACUUCUUUGACGUUAUCCUAAAGAAAUAGUCAAUCUUGCUUAAAACUUAAUGAAUGAAGGUGUUCACCACAAUGUUAUAUUUAAUAUCAAAAUUACAAAUGAUAUAAAUGAACAAUUGGGAAAUGGUUAAAGAGGUGAUGGUGCAUCAUGUGAUAGAAUAUUAUGUAUAUGUUUAAAAUUCAUAUUUUCUAAGAAUGUGUUUGGUCAUGGAAACAUGGAAACAUAUUUGGUAAUGUUAAAUGGGGACGGACCCAAAUCCAUUUUAGAUAGUCAUUAUCAUUAUUCUGAGUGGAAGGCCAUUCAGAGAGGCUGGGAGUUCUUGUUCUAGCUAUAAGUAAUGUGAGUAAAAUUCUGCUAACCAAUUAAAAAUAAUAUAAACCCAUGCUCACUAUAUGUUCUGGAAAGUAACAAUUGAAACAUACGUUUCUCACAAGAGAAACUGACAACUUUAGUGGAUGCAUUAAAUAAAUUUAAACUUUGUCAGGUGCUGCAAAUUGAAAAGAAGACUUGCGGUAUUUUAAAUUGCUAUAGACACCUUUAAGAAACUUAGAAUGUAUGAAACCAUUGUUUAUUGCCAUGCAAAUUACAAUCUUGAAGAAUGUUUUUUAAAUAAAGUCUUAGAAAAAUGUGUAAUAAAGAUAUAAAAUUUAAAAAUUCUGCAUUAACUGUGAAUUCUAAAUAGGAUUAUCUGGUGAAACACAUCCAUCAAGACCAUUUGGUAUAUGUUAAUGUAUGUAUUCCAUUGGUGCUGGGAGAUGCCUGUAUCAACACAUGUGACUUCAUGUAACAUUUCUUAAUGUUCACAGUUCUUAGAAUGCAGUUUCAAUCCAUAGAUAACUGGCAAUGGAUGUUACUGCAGGAAAAUGCAGGAUUAAAAUUGUCCUUGUGAUAA